Filobasidium floriforme is the source of this 5540-nucleotide messenger RNA. Its product is annotated as putative DNA-directed RNA polymerase I 190 kDa polypeptide. The record is from RefSeq and is a predicted model, not a curated record. Gene Ontology annotation, cellular component: RNA polymerase I complex. NCBI's taxonomy places the organism in Eukaryota, Fungi, Basidiomycota, Tremellomycetes, Filobasidiales, Filobasidiaceae. The transcript is spliced from 10 exons. Gene Ontology annotation, molecular function: DNA binding; DNA-directed RNA polymerase activity. Bases 173 to 5434 code for a protein of 1753 amino acids. Gene Ontology annotation, biological process: DNA-templated transcription.
CUAGACUUGCGACAUCACUGGCAAGCUCACUUUCGAAAAGGGGAAAGCCCAAGCUAUAGAAUUCCCCAUAGGCCAUCUGGCGGGUCAUCGACACCGACUGUACGAGCGGGGCAAAAAGUGGCCUGGGCCGACCAACAUCUGACGACGAUAGACCGACUCAAGGCUGUACAAGAUGGAUAUUGCACACUCGCUCCCCACCCAGGCCAAGGCCAUCUCCUUUUCUUUCUUGUCGAGCCGAGAUAUCAAGGAUAUAUCUGUCAAGCAGAUCACAAAUCCGAUCCUGCUGGACAACUUGAACAUGCCGACCACUGGGGGGUUGUACGAUCCUGCUCUCGGACCAGCCGACCGAGCCGAUGUAUGCGCCACCUGUCACCUCUCGUCUUACCAAUGUCCCGGACAUUUCGGUCACAUCGAAUUGCCGGUACCAGUGUUCCACCCGCUCUUCAUGAACCAAGCGUUCGGUCUCUUGCGUAGCGUCUGCAUGUUCUGUCAUCAGUUCAAGAUGCCCGAGCUCGUUCUCAAAAAGUACGUCGCUCGUCUACAACUCCUCGACCACGGUCUGCUAGCCGAAUCUCAGAUCGUGGCCAACAUGACCCCGAAGACGCGAUCGACCGGGGGAGCUCGUGAGGAUGCAGAAGAUGGUGAAGAUGCCGUUCCCGUUGAGACUGUCGAACAAUUCUCGGCACGGAUAGACAAGGCGGUCAAGAAGUUUAUCGACGAGUCCAUGAUGGCAGACGAAGGGGUUGCCGAUGUCGGGACGUCUGAUAGGAAGCCUAACCUGCAGAGGACACAGCCUUCCGGCCGGGAUAACUACAAGGACGGGCUCGUUUACGCCGAGAGGAGGGAUCUUUUGCACGAAUUCGGCAGGAAGGCUUACAUGAAGUGUUCCCACUGCAAUGCCGCCGCCUUUACUUACCGAAAAGAGGGAACCGUCAAGAUCAUCGAGUACGGUCUUUCCAAAAAGCACCAGGAUCAGAACAUGGCGUUGGGUAGAAAACGACCAAACGUUCUCGCCAUGUCGAAACAGUCGUCUCGGGUCAAGAAGGAGAACGGAGCGGCCGAUGGGGACAGCGAUUCUGGUCACGGUGGAAGCGACGUGUCGGAAGACGAAGCUGAUGGGAUGGAUGUCGAUGCGACGUCAUCCGCUGAUGAAGGCGAGAUACUGAUGGAGGACAAGGUCAACGGCGUUGCUCGAGGUGUCAACGGAGCUGUCAAGAGUUCGCGGGGUCGAGACGAGCGGAUCGUCAUGGCCGAAGAAGUGCGAGCGCACCUGCGGCUGGUCUUCCGUAACCAACCCGUAGUCUGUUCUUUGCUGUACGGCCGACACGGACCUAACGUGUGGCAAUCGGAGACCAAUGCUGGAUCUGCCUUUAAUGCCCCAUCAGCCAGCGCCGACAUCUUCUUUAUGGAUGUGGUACCCGUUCCUCCCACCCGAUUCCGACCUGCCUCCAAGAUGGGCGACUCGCUAUUCGAGAACCCUCAAAACAGUCUGUUGGCCAAGAUCUUGACCACUGGUCAAUUGAUCGUCAGCAAUCGAACACGGCUGGCCGAGCUACAGCAAGCCAUGCCUGACGUGGAGGAAGCGCUCGAGAAGACUGCGAAAGAGGCCGCACUGCGAACAUGGACUCAGCUCUUGGAGGGUAUCUUUCAAAUCCAGCACGAUGUCAACAGCUUCUUGGACAGCUCGAAGAACCCGACAAUCAUGAAGGGUGGGAUGCUGCCCCCUGCUGGUGUCAAGCAGAUCUUAGAGAAAAAGGAGGGUUUGUUCAGGAAGCACAUGAUGGGUAAACGAGUCAACUUUGCUGCUCGUUCCGUCAUCUCGCCCGAUAUCAACAUCGAGACCAACGAGAUCGGUGUACCUCCUGUCUUUGCGCGCAAGUUGACUUUCCCCGAGCCGGUUACGCCUCACAAUGUUCACAUUAUGCGUCAACUGGUUAUCAACGGACCGAAGGCAUACCCUGGUGCAAUGAUGGUACAAAACGAGGACGGUCAGCAGAUCUCCCUGGAGAGGAAGACCAUUGAAGAGCGAACGGCGAUCGCCAAUCAGCUUUUGACCCCUCAAGAGGGAUCUGCUGCAUCGAACCCGGACGGUCUUACCACUCGAACACCGGCCAUCAAUAAAAAGGUCUUGCGACACCUGCAAGAUGGUGACAUCCUGAUCCUCAAUCGUCAACCAACUUUACACAAGCCUUCAAUGAUGGCUCAUCGCGCCAAAAUUCUCAAGGGGGAAAAGACCAUCCGAAUGCACUACGCCAACUGCAACUCGUACAACGCCGAUUUCGACGGAGACGAGAUGAACAUCCAUUUCCCCCAAAAUGAAGUGGCUCAGGCGGAAGCUCGGAUGAUUGCCAACACCGACAACCAAUACCUUGGACCCACCUCGGGUAGUCCUCUUCGUGGUCUGAUCCAAGAUCACGUCGUCGCUGGUGUGCACAUGUGCAACAAGGCUACUUUCUUCACAAGAGAGGAGUACUACCAAAUCAUCUAUGGAGCUCUUCGACCGGAGGACAACUACACUGGGCAGGGUCGUGUACAUACGCUGCCGCCAGCGAUCUGGAAGCCGAGACCCAUGUGGACGGGUAAACAGAUCAUUUCUACUAUCAUGCUUAACAUCACGCCUCCCAACCUUGAAGGUUUGAACUUGACUUCCAAGAACAAGAUUCAGAACAGUUUAUGGCAACGAGACGACGGGUCGGAUCCCAACAUGUCCGAGGAACAAGCGGUCUUUCUCGACGGUUACCUUGUUCGUGGUGUCUUGGACAAGUCUCAAUACGGGGCCUCUGCGUAUGGUCUGGUCCACUCGGUCCACGAAGUCUAUGGACCAGAGAGCGCUGGACGAUUGCUCAGCAUUCUGUCACGGCUGUUGACAAAAUACUUGCAGCAUAUCGCUUUCACCUGCAGAAUGGACGAUCUUAUUCUUACGAAAGAGGGUGAAAAGAUCCGAGCCCAGAUCCUCGAGGAUGCGAAAGGAGAUGGAGCCCGUGCAGCCAUGGAAUACGUCGGCUUGCCCAAGGAUGGUAAUCCCAAGGACCCUGACACGGCUCGGAACUUGGCCAUCCGUCUGGAAGAAAUCUUGCGAGACGAUGACAUGAUGGCAGGAUUAGACGGCGCAAUGCAGGCCGCUUUCAAUAAGACCACCUCCAAGAUCAAUAACGUGGUAGUGCCCGGGCAUUUGGUCAAACCGUUCCCCGACAACAACAUGCAGACCAUGACCAUCUCCGGAGCCAAGGGUUCAAAGGUCAACGCUACGCAGAUCUCGACACUACUGGGGCAACAGGCUCUGGAAGGUCGACGUGUGCCGACAAUGGUUUCGGGAAAGACUUUGCCCUCGUUCAAGCCGUUCGACACGUCGGCGCGAGCCGGAGGAUACGUCGCCAACCGUUUCUUGACUGGUGUACGACCCCAGGAGUACUACUUCCACUGCAUGGCAGGACGUGAAGGUCUAAUCGACACCGCUGUCAAGACAAGUCGUUCCGGAUAUCUGCAGAGAUGUCUGAUCAAGCAUCUUGAGGGGAUCAGGGUGCAUUACGACCACACGGUCCGUGAUGCCGACCAAUCUGUCUUGCAAUUCUUCUAUGGAGAGGAUGCUCUGGACGUCACUCGUCAGAAACAUCUUUAUGAGUUUGACUUCUGUUUGCGCAAUAUGAAGAGUUUCACGAACCGAUUCUCCGCCGCGGACAUUGAGGACAAGAUGGAUCAGAACACGGCCGUCUCGCUCAUGAAGAAGUCGUUGAAGCGGCCCAACAAGUACGAACCGCCAAUGUCGAGGUAUUCUCCUAGUCGAUACCUGGGAAGCAUGUCCGAGAAGUUUGCCGCUGAAUUGGACAAGUUCGUCGAGAAGAACCCCGGCAAAUUGCUCGGUACCAAGAAAACGCUAGAGUCCGACAUUCCUCAAGGUCUUCGGCACGAUCAGCUGGUCGCUCCAAGCACGUUCAAGAUCUUGUCGCGGGUGAGAUAUGUCAAGUCGUUGAUUGAUGCGGGAGAAGCCGUCGGGAUGUUAGCAUCACAAGGUGUUGGUGAACCAUCCACGCAGAUGACUUUGAACACUUUCCAUCUGGCUGGUCACGGUGCUGCCAACGUUACAUUGGGUAUCCCUCGGCUUCGAGAGAUCGUCAUGACGGCGGCCAAAAAGCCCAAGACGCCCACAAUGAAAUUACCGAUAAGCGAAGCCAUCAGCGACGACGCCAUUGACAAGUUCAUGAAGAAGACUAGUCGACUGAACUUGUCGGAAGUUGUGGAGCGUGUCACGGUUACCGAACGUUUGUCGGCCAAGACCAUCGAACAGAUCGAUCGUCGUCGGACAUACACGGUGUUGCUCGAGUUCUACGACAAGGCCGAAUACCUCGAGGAGUACCAUGUUACGCCCAAGCAGAUCAUGGAGAGCUUGCCGUCUUCCUUUGCCGUCCAUCUACAAAAGGAGAUCACCAAGGAGUUCAAGGCCGCUGCCAAGGCUUUGGCCAACGACAUCAACAGUGUCGGCAAGGGUCGAGCCGUGCGAGAAAAUGCCGAUCAAGUCAACGAAGAUGACGAACGGGUCGGACGAGACGAGGAAUUGGACGACGACGGUGAUGCGUACGAGAUGAAGCGUAAGGCGCAAGCCGAGCAGAUCGCCACUUAUGAAUCGGACGAGGAGGAAGAUACGGACGAGCGGGACGAAGAGGAUAUUCUCGCUGCCCGGAUGGAAGAAGACAGCGAUGACGAGGACGAUGGUGACACCAAGGUCGGGGACGCUAUCGAGAAGGCAAAGGAUGAGCAGCGUAUCGAAGAUGUCGGCGAAUACUUCAAGCUGGCUUCGAAAUACGCCACCUCCUUUAGCUUUGACUUGGUGAACGGUCGAUCUUGUCAAUUCGACCUAGAGUUUACCGGUAACUCGCAAAAACUCUUGCUCAUUGAUGUCAUCGAGCGAUGUUGUCGAAAAGCAGUCAUCCACGAAGUUCAGGCGAUCGGCAGGUGCAUGAAGAUCUUCAAUGACAAGGGAGAGUUCACUCGUCAACUCAUUACGGAAGGAAGCAACUUGCCGGCGAUGUGGCGUAUUGCGUCUGACAUGAUCGAUGUCAACAAGAUCGAUACUAACGACAUCUACGCUGUGCUGGAAACCUACGGCGUGGAAGCUGCUCGUGCCGCGAUCAUCCGAGAAGUAUCUGGAGUUUUCGGCGUGUACGGAAUUGCAGUUGACUAUCGUCACUUGACGGUACUUGCCGAUUACAUGACUCACGAGGGCGGGUAUAAGCCAUUCAACCGUACGGGUAUCGCUAGCAAGAGCUCGCCUCUGCUCAAGGCAUCAUUCGAGACUACCGGUGCAUUCUUGUCCGACGCCACAUUGCACGGAGACUUUGAUGACUUGCGAAGUCCAAGUGGAAGUAUCGUGAUGGGAACUCCUGUGGCCGCUGGGAGCGGAUCUUUCGACGUUCGCACCGCAGUCGAAGCAUACUAGUUGCAAUUUUAUAGAGCCCCGUUGUAAAGCACAAUUUGUAUGAAAGGCAUCACUAUCGUUUCGGCUGUCCUGCUUGUGAGGAUGUAUAUGCAUAAUACCACCUGGC